Messenger RNA from Cynoglossus semilaevis (tongue sole), 2792 nucleotides. RefSeq names its product WW domain binding protein 11 (gene wbp11). Gene Ontology annotation, biological process: RNA processing. The record is from RefSeq and is a predicted model, not a curated record. Gene Ontology annotation, cellular component: spliceosomal complex. Lineage: Eukaryota; Metazoa; Chordata; Actinopteri; Pleuronectiformes; Cynoglossidae.
CCCACGUCUUCCGGCCUGGCUCGCGGUGGGAAUCAUGGCGGGCGGCUAACGGUGUCGUUUUAUGGACAUUCAGAGUUGAAGCAGGAUUUUCAUUUUAUACACAGUCACUGCGGCUUGAAUUGAAUUAAGCCCCGGCUGCUGUGCAGAGGCUGUCGAUCUUCUGGUUUUUAUUUUGUUAGAAGGGUAAAGAAGAGGCACCGGCAACAUGGGGCGACGUUCAACUUCUUCCACCAAGAGUGGGAAGUUCAUGAACCCCACCGACCAGGCCAGAAAGGAGGCCAGGAAAAGGGAAUUGAAAAAGAACAAGAAGCAAAGAAUGAUGGUCAGGGCGGCUGUUCUGAAAAUGAAAGACCCCAGACAGAUCAUCAAAGAUAUGGAAAAACUGGAUGAGAUGGAAUUCAACCCAGUCCAGCAGCCUCUGCUGAACGAGAAGGUGUUGAGGGACAAGAGGAAGAAGCUGCGUGAGACAUUUGAACGCAUUGUCCAUUUGUACGAGAGGGAAAAUCCAGACACUUAUAAGGAGCUACGCAAGCUGGAGUUGGACUACGAGACCAAACGUGGUCAGCUGGCUCUUUAUUUUGACUCUGUUAAGAAUGCAGAGUCAGUGGAGGUGGACAGUAUUCCUUUACCAGACAUGCCUCACGCCCCCUCCAACAUCCACAUCCAGGACAUCCCACUACCGGGGGCCCAACCUCCAUCUAUACUGAAGAAGACCUCUGCUUUUGGUAAAGGACCUGUCACAUCAUCUGGACCAGUGAUGGCCACAGUACCUGGUGUCCCACGAUUACCACCAGGGAAAAAACCUCCCGGACCCCCGCCUGGACCCCCACCUCCUCAAGUCCUUGCGUUGUAUGGAAUUCCUACCCGACGACCUUUUGGCACAGACUUAGAGCCGUCUAUUCCUGGUUUUGAAAGAGAUUCUUUGGAUCUGGGAAGAGACAGUGGCAGCGACAGCGACAGAGAUCGCGACGAUGAGGACGAUGACAGCGACUCUGAGGAGGACAGUGAAGACGAGAGGAAUGACGACCCUGACGCUGAUCAGAGAAUGAGUGUGGACGAUAAAAGAGACAGGGACGAGGACAGAGACAGAGGUGUUGUUGGUCGCAGUGUACGUUUUGCAGACAUACCACCGGAGGCAUCUCACGAAGGGAAGAAGAAGAAAAAGCGACUAGUGAAGAAAACAAAGGCCAUCACGCCUCUACAGGCCAUGAUGUUAAGGAUGGCAGGUCAGUCUGUACCUGAAGAGGAGGAAGAGGAGGAGGUGGAGGAGGAGUACACUGACGAUUCUGACGGUUCAGACAUGGAGGACAGGCCCCCGCCAGCAGAAAACCAGCCCCAGCUCAUGGCAAAUCAGCGACUACCCCCUCCUGCCGGGCCGGUCGGACAGCAGGGACCUCCACACUUGCAAGGUCCACCAAUGACUGGACCUCCACCGCUAGGCCCACCCCCAGCUCCUCCGCUAAGGCCUCCAGGUCCACCUUCUGGACCGCCCCCUGGCCCACCACCAGGUGCUCCACCUUUCUUGAGACCUCUUGGUAUGCCUGGAGGCAUCAGGGGUCCAGUGCCUCGCCUUAUGCCACCAGGACCACCUCCAGGGAGACCUCCAGGUCCUCCACCGGGUCCACCUCCAGGCAUGCCUCCUGGCCCACCUCCACGGCCACCCAGACUACCUCCUCCAGCACCACCAGGUAUGCCACCUCCUCCACCAAGAGCAGGAGGGCCUCCUCGUCCACUGGCACCACCGCUCUCCCUCUUCCCUCCGCCUCUCAACACCAACGUCCUCAGUGCUCCUCCCAGCCUUGUCCAGCGUCAGAAAGGCUCAGGGACGGGCCAGGAUGGUCCACAGAGCAACCUCCCUCCCCCUUCCAUGGCCAUGCGACCCGGCGUUAUGCAGAUGCCGCCUCCCCCAGGAACGGCUAAUCCCGGCAGCAACCCCCAUCACGCUGCCACCAUCGAGAAACGGGCCAACAUCACCUCGGUGGCAGGUGUGGGAGGCGGUAUGGCCGCGGGCGCCGGUGCCGGUGGUGCCACCAUCUCUGCCAAACCUCAGAUCAUCAAUCCAAAGGCAGAGGUCACCCGCUUUGUGCCCACGGCACUGAGGGUGCGUAGAGACAAGAGCGGCCCAAUGGCUGGGGCGGCGCCUGGUCCGCUGGACAAAGCAGGAAGUGCCGGAGGGAGGAGGGGAGACGAAGGUCUGGGAGUUAUCCACGUUCAGAAACAACACAUGUCGGCGACGUCCAUAUCCCACCCAGCCCAGCUCGUGUCGCAGCCAAACAUGAAGACUAAGGACCAGGUGUAUGAAGCCUUUAUGAGAGAAAUGGAGGGUCUGCUCUGAGACUCUGAGACUCACACACAGUGAAGCUUCUUUAAAUAACAUUUGUUUUUCUGUAUGUUGUAUUAAAGCAGGCCGUCCUGAAGCCAUUUAGAACAGCUUUUAAACUGACAAACCGUAUGAGGAUGUUUUUCUUGCAUCGCUGGUCACAUUGUGCAAUUUGUUCGAUGAUGAUUUAAGGUUUGUCGCCGUUCCAUCAGGUCCCCAGUGUAAGAUAAAAACUCCAUCACCAUCAAGUUCUGUACCAUGUGUUUUUCUUCCCCAAUGCAGUUUUGUGAACUUUGGCAUGAGUAAAAGAUGUGUUUUUGUAUGAAUUUUUUUUUUCUGUCGUAGUUGCUUGUUUAUCAGCAAUCCUCUGAUGUACAAAACAUUAAACAUAGAUGUGGAACAUUUCUGAGCCACUGACAGAAUACUUUGACACAGUUUGACCUGUAGCUCAAUAAAAUCACCAGAAACCUUU